Molecule: messenger RNA, 1737 nt
Organism: Bombus impatiens (common eastern bumble bee)
Lineage: Eukaryota; Metazoa; Arthropoda; Insecta; Hymenoptera; Apidae
Product: zinc finger protein 782
Exons: 3
Coding region: 366-1511 (381 amino acids)
Biological process (GO): regulation of transcription by RNA polymerase II
Cellular component (GO): nucleus
Molecular function (GO): DNA-binding transcription factor activity, RNA polymerase II-specific; RNA polymerase II cis-regulatory region sequence-specific DNA binding
Source: RefSeq, a predicted model, not a curated record
UACUUAGUUUAUAUUAAAUUGGAAACCUUUACAAAACAACAUAGUUCUCCUAGAUGGCACUGUUUCACGAUAUAAAAAUUUAUAUAUUUUAUGGAACAAAUUGAAUUCUCUAAUAUAUUUAAUAAGAGAACACCAUAAUUACUUAAUGUAGUAGAUGAUAUUCUAAGAAAUGUGUAUAAACAGAGAGGAGUGUAAUAUAAAUAAUUGCUUCUUUACACAUAUGUACAUGUAAUAAAUAGCUGUGGUGAAGUGACAAUGUAUGUCUGUCAUGUUGUUUCUUUCAAAAAUUCAGCUUUUUAUCAAACUAUGAAGAAUUGCGAAUUAUAGCGCAGUGGCUAUUAAUUCUAGAAUAUAUUUUCUGAAAUAUGUUUAAUCCUGUUCAAAUAAAACAUGAAUGUAUGGGAAUAGAAGAUGUUAACUUUGGUGAUAAAGUUAAUACCUCAAAUAAUUCCAAAUAUCCAACAUUUAUUGAAGAAGAUGUUGAUUAUAAAUAUAAUGAGAUAUCACAUUUUUGGAGUCACGCACAGUUAUCAAAUGAAAUACAUCCAAAAAAUGAAAUUCAUGGUCAAUAUAAUUUAUUCCAAUCUGAAGAAAAUACUUCCUUAGCAUAUAUGAAAAAUUAUGUACAAAAUAAUACAAAUUUUCAAAUUAAUCAAGAAGGAAAUUUGAAUCAAAUGAAUCAGCAAUGUCAUAUAAACAUGAAUCAAAAAACUGUGAACAGUGAACAGUCACAAUGUCCUCAAAGUAUACAAGCAGCAAAGUUUACAAGUCAAAUAGUAUCAAUUUCAGAGCCUAUAUCUUCCAUAAAAUCUAAUCGUCCUGGAAGACCACCCAAAGGUUCUUCAGACACAAACAUAGGAAAAAAACUUAAAUGUCAAUGUGAAAUAUGCUUCAAAGAGUUUGGACAUAAAAGUAAUUUAUUUAUACAUAUGAGAACACAUAAUGGAGAACGUCCUUAUAAAUGUAAUCAGUGUGAAAAGUGUUUUACCCACAGUGGAAACUUAGCUAUCCAUAUGAGGACACACUCUGGUGAAAGACCUUAUGGUUGCCAAAUAUGUGGAAAAAUGUUUAGUCAUAGUGGAAACUUAUCGACUCAUUUAAGAACUCAUUCAGGUAUAAAGCCAUAUAAAUGUGCUGUAUGUGGUAAAGAAUUUAGGCAUAGUGGCAAUUUAUCAAUACAUGAAAGAAUCCAUUCCGGAAUUAAACCAUUUCAAUGUAAGGUUUGUGGGAAAGACUUUUAUCAUAGUGGAAAUUUAACGACUCAUAUGAAAAAACAUAUUGUAAAUAUUAACACUAGCAUUAAUCAAUGUGAAAAUAAUGAAAAGCAAGCAUUAUGUACUGCAAAUCUUAAUACCACUACAUCUAUAAAUUCGUUCAAUAAUUUAUCAAUGAUUCAAAAUACUAAUGUCAAACUGACGCCUAUUGAAAAUAAUAUUGUUCCUAUAAAAAAUGAAAGUAAUGAUGAGGAGUCAACAAAUGCAGUUGGGGUAUUAACACCAACAUCAACUUAAGUAUGCUAAAUAAAUACUUUAAUGAUAGUUUAACUUAUGAAUAUAUUUUGUAAUUAUAAUUGCUGUAAAAAUGUAUUAUCAGAGUUUAAAUUUCUUAAUGAUCAACAAUUGCAUCAAUAAUUAUGGAUAUAUAAAUAUAUAUUUUUUUGGAAUUAUAAGUUUUAUAUUGUAAAAAGUGAAAUCUCUCUACAUGGCAUCUUUGAUAUAUAAAAUACAAUUGAAAAUU